Messenger RNA from Ochotona curzoniae (black-lipped pika), 1183 nucleotides. RefSeq names its product vesicle transport through interaction with t-SNAREs 1B (gene VTI1B). Gene Ontology annotation, molecular function: SNARE binding; SNAP receptor activity. NCBI's taxonomy places the organism in Eukaryota, Metazoa, Chordata, Mammalia, Lagomorpha, Ochotonidae. Gene Ontology annotation, biological process: intracellular protein transport; intra-Golgi vesicle-mediated transport; regulation of protein localization to plasma membrane. The transcript is spliced from 6 exons. Gene Ontology annotation, cellular component: SNARE complex; Golgi apparatus; late endosome membrane. The record is from RefSeq and is a predicted model, not a curated record. Bases 101 to 772 code for a protein of 223 amino acids.
GGCGCCGCGAUGGCCGUGGGGCUGGGCGGCUGACAGCCGGCCUAGGAGCCGACUCGGAGCCCGGCGGCUCGGCGGCCGCGGCCGUGGCACUGCCGCCGCGAUGGCCACGUCCGCCGCUUCCUCGGAGCACUUCGAGAAGUUACACGAGAUCUUCCGGGGCCUCCAUGAAGACCUCGUAGGGGUGCCCGGGCGGCUGCUGGGGACCGCAGGGACGGAAGAGAAGAAGAAGCUGAUCAGAGAUUUCGAUGAAAAGCAACAAGAAGCAAAUGAAACCCUGGCAGAGAUGGAAGAGGAACUACGUUAUGCACCUUUGUCUUUCCGUAAUCCCAUGAUGUCUAAGCUUCGAAACUACCGGAAGGACCUUGCCAAACUGCACCGGGAGGUGAGGAGCACGCCUCUGACGGCUCCGCCUGGGAGCCGAGGAGACAUGAAGCACGGGGCAUAUGCCAUCGAGAACGAGCACGUGAAUCGACUACAAUCCCAAAGGGCAUUGCUUCUGCAAGGCACUGAGAGCCUGAACCGGGCCACCCAGAGCAUUGAGCGUUCUCAUCGGAUUGCCACCGAGACGGACCAGAUUGGCUCAGAAAUCAUAGAAGAACUGGGGGAACAAAGAGAGCAGUUGGAACGCACCAAAGGCAGACUGGUAAACACAAGUGAAAACCUGAGCAAAAGUCGAAAGAUUCUUCGUUCAAUGUCCAGAAAUUCCGGAAUGCCCACUGUGAAACGUACCAUCAAGUAUUUCCUAAAUUCUCACACACUCUGCACUUUCUGAUUCGUCUGGUGAACUUGGUGUAGGAAGUUGGUCAUAGGUGAUAUGUCCUCCUUCUCUCGUCUGACCAAAACUCGAAGCGAUCACAUCCACGGCCAGGCUAGCCGUAGCCUUCGCCUCGUCCUCCGAAGCGGCUAACCGAGGAUUGACUUCCACAAGAUCCAGAGCCGACAGCAACCCUGUGAGAAGAACAGAGUGUAACGGAACCUCAGAAAACUGCCUAGCUGCCACUUCCAAGGAGGGUCUUCGCACCUGGACAGGGAGAACAAACUAAGGGGAAAAUAUGAACUGUAAAAUCACCUUUUGUUUUCUCUCAGUCAAGAAACCUUUAAGGAAAUAAAUCAUCCUCUUAUCUACUAACAUAGUGGUACAGCUGCUAGGUUCUCGGAAUAAGAAAUGGGUGUGGUGUGCGGA